Molecule: messenger RNA, 389 nt
Organism: Microdochium trichocladiopsis
Lineage: Eukaryota; Fungi; Ascomycota; Sordariomycetes; Xylariales; Microdochiaceae
Exons: 1
Coding region: 105-332 (75 amino acids)
Source: RefSeq, a predicted model, not a curated record
AUUGAUAACUUGAGCGAUGCCUUGAUUGACUGCUCUGGGUGACGCGGUAGGUGCUCGUCUCCCCGCUUACCACUGUAGCCAGUUGAGUCAGAAACACCACCACCAUGCCCAGGCCCGCCCAAACCCUCCUUCGUGCAUGGCUGCUUCAGCUGUCGCCGCGUCACCCCUUGCCGCUCAUGAAUGAGUAUCUAGUCAGUGACCAGCAUUUAGUGAGAUGUUGUAGCCUCUAUAUGGCCAAGUUGUAUCCUUUAUUAAUCCCUUCUAUCAAUCUACUUGCCCGUGUCUCCUGCCCGUGUCCACAGAAAACAGUCCGUCUAAACGCCCGACCAUGAACACGCUUACACUUGAUUGAUCGCAAAUAUGCUACAAGAGACGAGAAGGAAAUAAGU